Molecule: messenger RNA, 1112 nt
Organism: Trichechus manatus latirostris (Florida manatee)
Lineage: Eukaryota; Metazoa; Chordata; Mammalia; Sirenia; Trichechidae
Gene: FAM131B
Product: family with sequence similarity 131 member B
Exons: 7
Coding region: 9-1112 (367 amino acids)
Source: RefSeq, a predicted model, not a curated record
AAGGGCAGAUGGUCCAGGCAGCCAGCCGACGGAAUGAGGUGAUCGCAGUGGAUUGGAAGGGCCUAAAGGAUGUCGACCAGAUCCCCAUGGACAGCACCAGCUCACUGCAGGGCAGUAGCCUCCACCGACCAUCCACGGAGCAAACCCGGACAGAGUUCUCCUGGGAUGCCAUCAAUCUCUCCAUGGAGGACACCACUUCUAUCCUCCCGAAGCUCAAGCGAAACUCGAAUGCCUAUGGCAUCGGGGCCCUGGCCAAGUCAUCGUUCUCAGGGAUCUCACGAAGCAUGAAGGACCACGUGACAAAACCCACGGCCAUGGGUCAGGGCCGAGUGGCCCAUAUGAUUGAGUGGCAGGGCUGGGGGAAGGCCCCAGCCAUCCAGCCCCAACAUAGCCAUGAGGCCGUGCGUAGGGACACGGAUGCCUAUUCCGACCUCAGUGAUGGCGAGAAGGAGGCACGCUUCCUAGCAGGUGUGAUGGAGCAGUUUGCCAUCUCUGAGGCCACACUCAUGGCCUGGUCUUCCAUGGAUGGUGAGGACAUGAGUGUCAACUCCACCCAGGAGCCACUGGGCUGCAACUACAGUGACAACUAUCAGGAGCUGAUGGAGAGCCAGGAUGCCUUGGCUCAGGCCCCCAUGGACGGCUGGCCUCACUCCUACGUGUCCCAAGGCAUGUACUGUCUGGGCUCCUCGGAUGCCUGGGAAGCCAGUGACCAGUCCCUCAUUGCCUCUCCGGCCACGGGCUCCUACCUCGGCCCCGCGUUCAAUGACUCGCAGCCCAGCCUGCACGAGAUGGGGCCCUCCCACACCACCUUAGGCUGCUCGGCCCCGGAGCCGCCUUUGCUAGGGGUGGACACUGACUGGGCUCCGUGCGGGGUCGUCAUGGACCUGGCCCGGGUCCCUGCCGAGGAGGAGGAGGAGGAGGAAGAGCGGGAGGAGGGAGAGAGGAGGCUAUUGGCCCCCGAGGAGGAGGAGGACGCGGGGUGCCGGGACCUGGAGUCGCUGUCCCCACGGGAGGACCCUGAGGUGUCCACUGCCCUCAGCCGGAAGGUGUCGGACGUCACGUCCUCGGGAGUGCAGUCCUUCGACGAGGAGGAGGGUGAGACCAACAACUAG